ACAAAACCACCGGCUAUUCCCGGUCACCUCUCCCAUUCUCCCACCUAUAUAUAUUAACCCCAAAUACCACACACCACAUAUUCUCAUAUUAACAACUUACAUCUCCCAACAUGAAGAGCAUCACCUUACGUCAUCAUUCCGGCGACGCCUCCACCACCGGAAAAACCAAACGUCUCGCCACCGGCGUGAUGCAAUCAAUCACAACUCUAUUAAUCCUCUGCGCCAGACGAGCAGUUAUCGCUUCUCGAAAGCUAAAAAACAACUCACGUGAUUCUCCGGUGAUCCAACGGCCAAAAAAGCUGAUCGCCAACAUCAGCAACAAGGCGAUCACGAUGCGCCACCGCAAACGAAGAACCGGCGGAGACGACAGCGGUGGUGGUUUUGAACACGACGGUUUAUGGCAACGGGAGAUUCUGAUGGGAGAUAAAUGUCAGCCGUUGGAUUUUUCCGGUGUGAUUUAUUAUGAUCGAGAUGGAAAGCGGACGGAUGAGUUUCCCAUGCGUUCUCCACGUGCCAGUCCGCUUCCGGGUUACGUGGCGAAGUUUGAUUGGGUGCCUCCAGUUGAUCGGUAAUUAGGUUAAUUGAUUGAUAGGAAGUGUUAUCAAAUUACUGGUUUGGUGAUGUGGUUUUGGAUGUUGUUAUAUGAAAUACUACUCUUAAUUUUCAUAAAGUUUUUGUUAUGUUUUAGGGUGA
Molecule: messenger RNA, 693 nt
Organism: Helianthus annuus (common sunflower)
Lineage: Eukaryota; Viridiplantae; Streptophyta; Magnoliopsida; Asterales; Asteraceae
Exons: 1
Coding region: 111-572 (153 amino acids)
Source: RefSeq, a predicted model, not a curated record